UGUGUAGAAACUAGGAAGUAGUUGGUUUUCGUUGAGUGGCUUUCUUCUUUCUCCUACAUUUCAUCUUGUGCUCCAGUGAAAAACGAACACACCAAAAUCCUCACACCUCAGAAAAGGCGGCGAUUUCCAAGCUCCUCCUCGUUUCCUCCGCCCCUUUCUCCUUUCUCUUCCCCUUUUUAUAUAUCUUCUCUUCUUUUUCCCUUUCAUUUUCCCAUCUAUCUUUUCUCCUUUUUGCCAUUUCCCCUUCUUCUUCUUCUUCUUCUUCUCCUCCUCCUCCUCCUCCUCCCACAAUGUCCUUCUCUUCAUCACUCAAAAUCCUCCAACCCCUUCCUCUCAACUCCACCAGAUCCAAUGAAAAACCCCUUUUCUUUGAUCCCUUUAGAUCCUCCUCCAAGUUUCUUGGAUCUCGAUUCCGCAUCCCUUCUCUAUCUAAAUCCAAUACUCGCUCUCGAUCUUCCCCUGCCGUUGCCGUUUCCGAUGUUGUCAAGGAGAAGAAGCUCAAACCCAGUUCCAAUUUGCUGAUUACAAAAGAAGAGGGUUUGGUACUGUAUGAGGACAUGGUAUUAGGCAGAGAGUUUGAGGAUAUGUGUGCACAGAUGUAUUACAGAGGCAAAAUGUUUGGUUUUGUUCACCUUUACAAUGGCCAAGAAGCUGUUUCAACCGGGUUCAUCAAGCUUCUUACAAAGAGGGAUACUGUAGUGAGCACUUAUCGUGAUCACGUUCAUGCUCUCAGCAAGGGAGUUCCAUCCCGUGAGGUCAUGAGUGAGCUUUUUGGAAAGACCACUGGUUGCUGCCGUGGUCAAGGUGGCUCGAUGCAUAUGUUCUCGAAAGAACAUAAUCUGAUAGGUGGCUUCGCCUUCAUUGGGGAAGGCAUACCAGUGGCCACUGGUGCUGCAUUUACAUCUAAAUACAAGAGAGAGGUUUUAAAAGAGGCAGACUGUGAAGACGUCACUCUGGCGUUUUUCGGGGAUGGAACUUGCAACAAUGGCCAGUUCUUUGAGUGUUUGAACAUGGCUGCUUUGUGGAAAUUGCCAAUUGUAUUUGUCGUGGAGAAUAAUCUUUGGGCAAUUGGAAUGUCACAUUUGAGGGCUACUUCAGAUCCUGAGAUUUGGAAGAAGGGUCCUGCAUUUGGAAUGCCUGGCGUUCAUGUUGAUGGUAUGGAUGUUUUGAAGGUGAGGGAGGUUGCAAAAGAGGCAAUUGGAAGAGCUAGGAGAGGAGAAGGACCAACUCUCGUGGAAUGUGAAACCUAUAGGUUUAGAGGACACUCACUGGCUGAUCCAGAUGAACUCCGUGACCCUGAUGAGAAGGCCCGUUAUGCUGCUAGAGAUCCCAUUGUAGCUUUGAAGAAGUACUUGCUGGAGAAUAAUCUAGCCAGUGAACAAGAGCUAAAGGGAAUAAAAGAUAAGAUAGUUGAGGUGGUUGAGGAUGCAGUUAGUUUUGCAGAUGAAAGUCCCCUUCCAGCCAGAAGCCAGUUAUUAGAGAAUGUUUUUGCUGAUCCUAAAGGCUUUGGAAUUGGGCCUGAUGGAAAGUACAGAUGUGAGGAUCCCAAGUUCACAGAAGGCACUGCACAUGUCUAAACUUCACAAAGUUCGUUAUCUAUCAAAGUCUUUAUUUAUUUUAAUUGGUUUUCUUCACUGUUUUCUGUUGGGUUAUUUCUGAUUAUUUGUAAUUGAAGGUUAAAUUAGCUUUUUCUGAAGGAACCAGGAAUUUCUUUCCUUUCUUCAGGUCGUCCUUUAGUUUUUCCCAAUUUUGAUUUAGUGUAUGAUACAAAACGCUCCUCUACUAAUCUAGUUAUGUGGCAGAAGGAAAGCAUUGUAAUGCUUUACAUAUUACGUUUUAAUAUUUAUGAUCGAUGAACAGUUUAAAGCCUA
Messenger RNA from Benincasa hispida (wax gourd), 1871 nucleotides. RefSeq names its product pyruvate dehydrogenase E1 component subunit alpha-3, chloroplastic. Gene Ontology annotation, molecular function: pyruvate dehydrogenase (acetyl-transferring) activity. Gene Ontology annotation, biological process: pyruvate decarboxylation to acetyl-CoA. Lineage: Eukaryota; Viridiplantae; Streptophyta; Magnoliopsida; Cucurbitales; Cucurbitaceae. Gene Ontology annotation, cellular component: intracellular membrane-bounded organelle. The record is from RefSeq and is a predicted model, not a curated record.